UUUAGCAGUAGGGUUCCCCUUUGGUUUGUGGUUUUGGACAAGCUCAGGGAUUCCCUCUUCUCAUCCAUAUCAUCUCUCUCUCUCUCUCUGAGUUCAAACAAUAACCAAACUCUAAACUUUUGUUCAUAUUUGUGUGGCUAUAGUUGGAUUUUUCUUAGUAACAUUAUCAACUAAGGUUUUUUCAAACCAUGAACAACAACAAAGAAACAUCUUCACUUCCAUUUAUCACUCUCUCUUGUUCCUUCUCUUAACCUCAAAUAAAAAACAAAACUUGUCUUUGGGUUCUUUUGUUCUCUUCUCUUCUCUUGUUUUUCUCUCUCAAUCUCUCCACUAUUCACUACUGUGUUCAACUAUUCAGUCUAUAACUUUUUUUUGUCUUUAGAUCCAAAAAAAACAACAUAUGAAAAAAAAAAACACAAGAUCUUUAGAGUUUAGUCUACAAGAACAAGAUCCUUAGUUUCCUCAAACUUGCAGUUAUAACAUGGUCAAAGGUUUAAUGAUGUUCCAACAACAACAAUUGGUGGAAGAAAACAUGUCAAAUUUAACUUCUGCAUCUGGUGAAGCUAGUGCUUCUUCUGGUAACAAAACUGAAUUUGGAACAAGUUCUAGUUACCAACAACAACAUCAACAACAACAACAACAACAACAUCAUCAACAGCAACAACACUUGGUUCCUCAAACUCAAACUCAAUCUCAACCAAUGAAGAAAAAGAGAAACCUCCCUGGUAACCCAGACCCUGAAGCUGAGGUUAUAGCCAUGUCACCGAAGAGUCUACUAGCGAAAAACCGAUUCAUAUGUGAGAUCUGCAACAAAGGCUUCCAACGAGAUCAAAAUCUUCAGCUUCACAGAAGAGGCCACAACUUACCAUGGAAGUUGAAGCAAAGAACAAGCAAAGAAAUCAGGAAGAAAGUGUAUGUAUGUCCAGAAACAUCAUGUGUGCAUCAUGAUCCAUCAAGGGCUUUGGGAGAUUUGACUGGAAUCAAGAAGCACUUUUGCAGAAAACACGGUGAGAAGAAGUGGAAAUGUGAAAAGUGUUCAAAGAAAUACGCUGUUCAAUCUGAUUGGAAAGCUCAUUCUAAAACAUGUGGAACAAGAGAGUAUAGAUGUGACUGUGGAACUCUCUUCUCAAGGAGGGACAGUUUCAUAACACAUAGAGCAUUCUGUGAUGCAUUAGCAGAAGAAAGUGCAAGAGUUAUAACAAAUAAUACAAUUCCGAUUAUACCCUCAUCACAAUCACCAUCAUCUUCUCAUCAUCCUCAUCAUCAUCAUCACAUGAUAAAUCUACAAAAUCAAUUCAAUAAUCAUAAUCAUAAUCAUAAUCAACAUCAAGAACAAGAGGUUCGUAAUAAUUUUCCAUUAUUGAAAAAAGAACAACAACAACAACAACAACAUCAAAGUUUUGAUCUUUCGGAAAUUCCACCUUGGCUUGGCCCACCAAAUGUUGGUGAAAUCUCAUCAUCAAUAUUCUCUCAAACACAACAACAUCAAGAAAACCCUAACCCUAAUCUUGUUCAUGUUCAUGGGCCCACAUUGCCUCCUUACCAAACAGUACCUUCCCCACACAUGUCAGCUACUGCAUUAUUGCAGAAAGCAGCUCAGAUGGGUGCAACUAUGAAUAGAACAGGUUCUGCUUCUUCACCAGCUAUGAAUGCUAUCAAUGUUAGGUCCCACCAAGUUGAUUCUCUCAACAAUGUUUCUUCUGCUCAUUUUGGUUUGAAUUUGUUAUCAUCAUCACGUGAACAUGAACAUGAACAUCAACAUGAACAUCAACAACAACAACAACAAAACACAACAACAGCUACAACAGCAGCAACAGCAACAACAUCCUCAUAUCUUAGUAAUAUUCAUGAUGUUAUGUUUUCUUCUUCAUCUCCUUCUGGAUUUGAAUCAACACAGUUUGAUGAAAUGUUUGGUGGCAUUAUGAAUCCAAAGAAAGAUCAUCAUGAGAGACAGCCUAAAACAACGGCCGGCGAUGACGGUGGUGGUGGCGGAGGAGGUGGUGGAAAUGAUGGACUGACUAGAGAUUUCUUGGGGCUCAGGCCACUUUCUCAUAGUGACAUACUAAGCAUGGCAGGGAUUGGAAACUGCAUGAAUGAUGAACAACAAAAUCAAUCUCAAAAGCCAUUAUGGCAAGGUUAGAAUAGAUCCAUAAAAUACAAGAUAUUAUGGAUUAUUUUUUGUUAUAUUUUUAUUUAUCUUUUUAUAUAAUUUUUAUUCUUUUUUAUUUUCUUAUGUUAAUUUUGUUUAUGAUUAUUGAUUAAUAUUUAUCUUCCCAAAGGGGAGGACCUUUCUUUCUCCAA
This is a messenger RNA of Vicia villosa (hairy vetch), 2301 nucleotides long. Its product is annotated as protein indeterminate-domain 11-like. Gene Ontology annotation, cellular component: nucleus. The coding region runs from base 482 to 2140 and encodes 552 amino acids. Gene Ontology annotation, molecular function: DNA-binding transcription factor activity. The transcript is spliced from 3 exons. The record is from RefSeq and is a predicted model, not a curated record. NCBI's taxonomy places the organism in Eukaryota, Viridiplantae, Streptophyta, Magnoliopsida, Fabales, Fabaceae.